GAGCUCACAGGAAAGGUGGAGAAUCCAAAGCUUUCCCUAUAAAUAUGAUCCCUCUCCUAGUGCAUGGUGCAUUCAGCUUCAAGCCAAUCUCAGAUCACUGGCGUCCUCAUCACAGCCCUCUCCACCAUGAAGGUCCUUGGGGGUCUCCUUCUGCUCCUCACAGCAAGCUAUCUCUGCAACAGCUCAGAAGUGACCACAGUCACCAGUCACCCUUCAGUGACGUUGGACUGCAGCAUAUACAAGAAGUACCCAGUGGUAGCCAUCCCCUGCCCCAUUGAAAACAUGCCAGUUUGUGGUUCAGACUAUAUCACCUACGGGAAUAAAUGCAAGCUGUGUACAGAGAUCUUGAGGAGUAAUGGAAAAAUUCAGUUUCUUCAUGAAGGGCACUGCUAACGUCUCCAUGGACAAAGAAGGAACAAUGAGACCUCCACUGUAAGCAUCAUGUGUGGGCUCUGACAGACUUGCCUUCUCUCCUGAUGUUCUAGUGGGAUCAGAUCUAGACUCAGUCAUCCCCAGUGACUGUGCAGUCAACUCUACUGACUCAUGUCCCCUGUCAAAUGACCUUCUUU
Onychomys torridus (southern grasshopper mouse) is the source of this 569-nucleotide messenger RNA. RefSeq names its product serine peptidase inhibitor Kazal type 7 (gene Spink7). The record is from RefSeq and is a predicted model, not a curated record. The transcript has 4 exons. Bases 64 to 393 code for a protein of 109 amino acids. Gene Ontology annotation, molecular function: protein binding. NCBI's taxonomy places the organism in Eukaryota, Metazoa, Chordata, Mammalia, Rodentia, Cricetidae.